AUGAGGAAUCAGUCAAGAGAGAUCGAGUUCGUUCUCCUAGGAUUGACCAAUGACCCACAAUUGCAAAUUGUGAUUUUCAUAUUUUUCUUUCUAAACUAUGUGCUGAGUGUGAUGGGAAACUUAUCCAUCAUCCUUCUUACCUUGCUAGAUCCCCGACUCAAGACUCCCAUGUAUUUUUUCCUCCAAAAUUUCUCCUUCUUGGAAGCUUCAUUGACAACAGUCUGUAUUCCCAGAUUCCUGAUAAGCAUCGUGACUAAAAACAAAAUAAUUUCUAAUAGCUGUGCAUCUCAGUUAUUCUUUUUCCUCUUAUUAGAAAUUACAGAAUUUUACCUACUGGCUGCCAUGUCUUUUGACCGUUAUGUAGCAAUCUGCAAACCCCUACAUUACCCCAUCAUUAUGAACAACAAAGUGUGUUACCAACUUCUAUUCAGUUCAUGGACAGUUGGCUUUCUGCUUUCAUUUCCACCAGUGGCCUCGGGACUGACACUGGAUUUCUGUGCUUCCAGAGUAAUUGAUCAUUUCAUGUGUGACAUUUCCCCUGUGCUGCAGCUUUCCUGCACUGACACUCAUUUCCUGGAAUUGCUUUCAUUUGUCUUAUCUCUUGUAAAUCUCCUGGUCACGUUGCCGUUACUGAUUCUUUCUUACACAUAUAUUAUCAAGACCAUUCUAAAGAUCCCUUCUGCUCAGAAAAGAACAAAGGCUUUUUCUACUUGCUCUUCUCAUAUGAUUGUAGUCUCCCUUACUUAUGGGAGCUGUAUCUUUAAUUACAUAAAGCCAACAGCAAAGGAAAGGUUGACUCUAUCCAAAGGUGUAAGUGUUAUUUAUACCUCGGUUGCCCCUUUAUUAAAUCCUUUCAUUUACAGUCUCAGAAACCAGCAAGUGAAACAAGCCUUCAAGGACAUAGUCCAAAAGAUUUUCUCUUUUUUUAAAAAAAUGAAAAUUUAA
This is a messenger RNA of Ailuropoda melanoleuca (giant panda), 945 nucleotides long. Its product is annotated as olfactory receptor 6C6. Gene Ontology annotation, molecular function: G protein-coupled receptor activity; olfactory receptor activity. Gene Ontology annotation, biological process: G protein-coupled receptor signaling pathway. NCBI's taxonomy places the organism in Eukaryota, Metazoa, Chordata, Mammalia, Carnivora, Ursidae. The record is from RefSeq and is a predicted model, not a curated record. Gene Ontology annotation, cellular component: membrane.